Cannabis sativa is the source of this 1846-nucleotide messenger RNA. Its product is annotated as E3 ubiquitin protein ligase DRIP2-like. Gene Ontology annotation, molecular function: ubiquitin-protein transferase activity. The record is from RefSeq and is a predicted model, not a curated record. Bases 141 to 1508 code for a protein of 455 amino acids. Lineage: Eukaryota; Viridiplantae; Streptophyta; Magnoliopsida; Rosales; Cannabaceae. The transcript has 7 exons.
UACAUUUUUAUAAAUGUUUAUACUUAUAUACAUAUAUAUAUACAUAUAUAUAUAUAUGCAGAUCUAGCUUAUACUUAUAUACUUGUAUUGUUUAUAUAUAUAUAAAUUCUGUGUACGAGUACAGUUUUCUGGAUUAGAAGAUGAUGGAACGUGAAGUAGUGAAAGUUCGAGCGGACAUGGUUGCCCAACGCUUAAAAUGCAAUCUUUGUCAAAACUUCCUUGAUGACGCCACUACUAUAGUUGAAUGCCUCCAUUCCUUUUGUCGGGUGUGCAUUGUUAAGAAGAUAACAGAGGAAGGGUGCAAUACCUGUCCAGUAUGCAAAGUCGAAUUGGGUGCUGUCCCACUUGACAAACUCAGGUCAGAUUACAAUUUGAAACAACUAAGAGAAAAACUCUUCCCUCCCAAACUUAUACCGAAACCCAAUCCCGAAACCAAAACCAAAAAGGCUAACAACAAAGAGGCAGAGGCACAUGAUGAAAGCCAUAGUAUGUACUCAUCAUCAGUUCCAGUGACAGCUAAGAAGAAGGAGCGAUCUCUUUCGUCAUUGGCAGACACUGAAUGUAAAGUAUCAGCACUCAAGCCCCCCCUUUCUGGAUUAAGAAGGAAUCCUCCUAGAAACAGUUACAUCCUCAGAGAAUCAGCUAUUCCUAUUAGAGAAGACUAUUUCAGAGCUAAAGUUUAUGUGAAUAGAAAGCAUGGACAGAAGAAUGCUACUGGGUCAUCUAAGAAUGGAGUUCAGAAUAUGAGUACAGAGAACAAUGCCAAGAUACUGAAAGAGAAAGUUGCAGCAAGCGAUAUAAAGACUGAUGAUCAGGCCAAUACACAGGAAGCAACUGUUACUAAUAACCCUGUUUUAACUGAUCCUCCUGCCACAGUUUCUAAGGUACAAGGAAAAAGAUUCAGAGGCCGUGGUCGUGGUCGUGGUGGUAGCCGUAGUCGUGGAAAAGAUUCUGCUCCAACACUUUCAAAGACAGAAGAAAUAGUUCAACUAACAAGCGCAACUGUCACUGAGGGACAACAUAGUGUUCCUCCGGUUGAAAGUAAGGGUAGCGAUUUUUCCACCGAGGGGCAGCAUAGUGUUCCAGUUGAAAGUAAGGAAAGUGAACCUGCCACAGAAAGACAAGAUAGUGUUCGGGUAGAAAGUAAGGGUAGCGAACCUGCAGAGAUCAGAUUCUUUAGUCCAAUUUGGUUCUCCUUAAUUGCUUCCCAUGACCAGAAAGUAUAUCCACCUUUGCCUCAGCUAUCCUCACGCUUUUUGAGGGUUAAAGAUGAUACUGUAACUGUCUCUUUGAUCAAAAAGUACAUAGUGAAGAAACUGAAUGUUUCUAGCGAGUCAGAGGUAGAGAUUUUACUGAAAGGUGAACCAAUGAGUUCAACACUACAACUGCGCAGCUUGCUGGACAUCUAUGGCCAAUCAAUGUCUUCUGAGAAUAUAGAGACGUCACCGGGCAGCUCAGGCGAAGAUGUGGUGAUGGAUCUAACCUAUGCUCGAAAAGCUCAGUCUUGAGUAAAUCAUAGUCAUAUCUCUUUUUCUAUGAACAACAGUUAUAAUUUGGAGUAGCAUCAAGGAUUUCAGUCAGCAUAAACAAUUUCAUGUUAUUUAUUUGUGAUCCUCUCUUGCCAAUGUUUCCUAAUUGGUUUUCCUUUUAAAACAAGGUAAAUGAGCUGAAAGUGAAUAAGUGAAGCUAGAGUAAUGAUUUCUCAUUACAACAAUUUCAUAUCUGGUUUCAAAAGUAGGUCUUUUCCCAACUGAUAGAUUUGAACUUGUAAAGUCAAAUCCCAUUUUUCCAAUUUAAUUUGGUCUGUAAUUUCAUUUGGCAUUAUGACAAUUUCUUUUUUUAGUGC